Molecule: messenger RNA, 2923 nt
Organism: Vitrella brassicaformis
Lineage: Eukaryota; Vitrellaceae
Source: the annotation of a GenBank genome assembly
UUACCCCUCCCCCUCCCCCUCCCUCUCCCCCUGCCUCUCCCCCGUCCCCGUGUCCCUUUCCUGCCAUCCAUGCGAGGCAAUGUCGGCCUCCCUCUUGACGGUGUCGCUGGACGCUCUGAAGCCGCUGCAGCAGAUGUCGACGACAUCUGCUGCUCGCGAGUGGGCUGCUGGCGAGGGGGGAAUGGACGCUCGGAGGGCCGCGAAAUGUCCAGCCGCUGCGCAUCUGCAUGUGCAAGGAGGAUGGGACUGAUGGAGUUUACGUAGCAAAGGGGGCAGGAGGGGCCGGCGGCAUCCGAGAGACAUGAGGCGGCGCAGGACUCACACACCAGAUGGCCGCAGGGGGCCAGGCAGACGGUGGCCUGAAGGACAAAUUGGAGUAACAGUCUGAUAAAAAAAAGAGAUGGCAGCACGGUGAUACCUGCGAUUCUCUGCAUUGAUGACAAAGGAUCGCCUCGACGGCGGAGUCAAAUAAUCUCUGGAUCGCCUCUCGGUACCUUCCGAUCUGCUGCUCAUACAUGGCGGCGCUCGUGCUGCAACCAUCCAUCCAUUCGGGAGAGCAGUCGCAUGCAGUGUGGCAGUCUGAAGGUUUCGUUGGUUGGAUGCGUGUCGGCUUACGCGGCCUCAGACUUGUGCUUCGCGUCGUCGAAGUCCUUCUGCUUGUCACGUUUGUAUGCAUCGAGCUCUUCGUCACGGGAAGAUUGCAGCUCGCUGGCCCUGCAUUUGCGGACAAACAAAAGGGAGAAGGAGGGUCUGUGGACAUCACAACAUGUGAUGCGAUGCGAUGAUGUAUCGCGGUCGUGAUUUACUCCGCCUGCAGAGCAGAGAGGUGCUUGCCGAGUUUCGCGAUCUCGUCCUGCGGCAGGCAGACAAGCAGAGACACUCACCUGUCUCAACAUAUGAGCGGCUGUUGGUGCAUGGAUUUUGUUUUCCAUGCAGCCACAUGAGCGUACCUGCAGCCCCCGCACUUCCUCUUCUAUGGCAGGGGCAUCCUCUCCCUGACCAUUGCUCUCCUGCUCCACAGACGCGCGUCUGCCUUCAUGAUCGCCCCUCUGCCCACCCCCACCCGUCUGCGUCUUGACCCUCUUCGCCUGCUGCAACGAUGGCUCCCCUCCACUCAGCGAUCGAUAUCGCUUUGACGCACCAUCCUCCCCCCCCAGGGGACCACCUGCGGCCUGCUGCCGUCUCGCAUCACGAUUCGGCACUUGAGGGGAGGAAGGCACGCCGCCAAAGCCCUGGGUGAACGCCGGCAGCUCGCUCAUGACCUCAUGUGAUGUUGCUGGGGCACAUGAACGCGAAGAGUGCUGUCUCUCGUCUGAGGCGGGCUCACUCUUCUUGUCCCACUUGUGGCGCCAUUUCUGUGCGCUGGGUGAGUUGCUGCUGCUUGGGGGGUUGGAGGGGCUGUGGGGCGGGGUGAUAGGGGUGAUCCUGAAGCCGAAGGCCGACGGAUUGCGGAGGAAGGAAGGCUGGAGGCCAACCUGGAUGACACCCUGCGAGUCAGGGGUCAGCUCGAAUAUGUGUGGAUCAAGGGACAGCUGCACCUUGGGCGAGACGGGGAAGGACGACCCGACGCUGUCGAACGCUGCCAAAGGCACCCGCCUGACGCUGCUUAUCUGACCAUCGUCCGAGAUAUGGCGGCGGUGAAAGAUAGCGAAGGACGGCGGGGUCUCAGAGAGCGUCCAGCUGGCCAGGCAAUUCGCGAGGCGGCUCCGAUACUCGUCCCGCUGACGCCGGAACUGCCUGACAGAGUCGGUCAGGCUCUGGGCGUGCGGGGGUGGGAGGCCCCUGGACAUCCACAGCCGAGUCUCCCACCCUUGUCGGAGGGCGAUGGUGCGCUGGGUGCCCAGCUCACACGGAGUAAACAGCUGAUGGAUCCUCUUGAGCAUGGACGGAAGGCCCGUUAAAGACAUCUGCGGGCGAGGGGACCGCCUGUACACCUGGGCGUACGGCACGUGCGAGGCAUCGAUCAUGGACUGUCUCUCACGAAGAUCAACCAUGUCAACCUGACGAAAGCAUCAAUCAAAUGCAAAACAGACAAGGAAACGAAUGUAUACAUGUAUGGCCACGCUUGUGUCCCUCUCUCUCGUACCAUGCUGUUGAGUAUUUCAUGCAUGUACAUUUCCUCCGCCUCCGUGGCUGAGAGGAGCGGCGCCAUGGUCCGCUCCUUCACACCAUGCAGGCCACUCAGGAACGGGCCGUCCACCCCCUUGCCAAUCAGCUGCACCUCAAUUGUUUCCCCCAUGUCUCGGCCCUCAUCACACAACACGCCCUGCAGAUCGAUAUACACGCGCCAGCCAUGCAGCAAGCACAUGAUAGAUGCUGCACGUGAGACAGCCUUUCAAUCGGUGCCUACACGAACCUGUGGGUGAGGUAUAGGGCUGACACAGAAUGCAUCCGGAUGGGAAAGAAGGAAGCUGUACAGCUCAGGGAGCAAAGACCUGUCCGCCGACUUGCGAUGGGCCAUGUAAGCCUGAAGGGGAUGCGCAUCAGGCAUUCAUUGUGCUUCACAGAACAGACACAUUGUGCAUUUGCAUGGCUGACUCGACUUACGCUGAGGUCGGCGAAGGACAUUGUCGGCGGGCUGUUGGGGCGUUGCUGUGCUCCCUUGGUCUCAAGGCAGGUGACGACAUCAUACUUGUACCACUGGAUUCUCUUCAGUAUUUCAUCUCCCUCAUCCCCCUCGCUCUCCGCCUCUGGCAGGCGCUCGAUCUUCACUUCGGACAUCAGCGCUCAAUGCAGUGAGUGCACCAGAGGACGAAAAACGCAGAAUUCGGGGGUUUCUGGUGUCCAGAAACUGUUAUCACCCCGCCCACUGACGCGGUGCGAUCAAGGCCCCCUGGCCGUCUCACUCUGUCUCAGAUCUGUGGUCGCGCGAUGUCCGGACCAUCUCAGUCGGUACGCCUUUCUCCUCGGAACUCGACAGCUG